AUGUCCUUCUUGCGCGAGGCAGAGAAAUGUCUACUUAAUCAGAAGACAUUUGCUAGCCUGAAUGCUUUCAUCACUCCAUUAGAGCGCUCCGCGACAUGGAGAGAGCGAGCUCAAGCUGCGGACCACCGCCGUGGGAAAGAUGUAGCUAUAUCGCCGUUGGAUGGUAAACUCGUAGGCGUGAAAGAUAACAUCUGCACCAGCGAGCUACCAACCACCUGCGGAUCUGCGACUCUACAAGAUUUUACGAGCCCUUUCAACGCGACCGUUGUUGAUUUAUUAGAGAAUGCAGGCGCUAUUGUGGCCGGGAAGACGAACUUGGAUGAGUUUGGCAUGGGCUCUCACUCCAUACAUUCCCACUUCGGUCCCGUGAAAAAUAACAAGGGAGGAGGAGAGGAGUUUCAUUCGGCUGGUGGAAGCUCCGGAGGCAGUGCAGUUGCAGUUGCUACCGGCCAAUGCCAUGCGGCAUUGGGAACCGAUACAGGCGGCUCAGUGCGUCUUCCGGCGGCAUAUACGGGUGUCUUUGGGUUUAAACCUUCGUAUGGCUUGAUAUCAAGAUGGGGAGUUGUGGCGUACGCGAACUCCCUCGAUACUGUUGGAAUUUUUGCGAAAGACACAUCCACUAUCCAUGACAUAUUUGAUGUGGUAAACCGUUAUGAUAGCCGUGAUCCAACCAGCAUUUCACCAACGAGUCGGUCACGCAUCCUGGCUGCUGUCAGGGAGGCAUCAGCACAACCCACUCGAUUGCGAAUUGGAGUCCCUCUUGAGUACAAUAUACACGAACUGAGUUCUGAGAUCCGAUCUGCAUGGCAGAUAGCACUCCAAUACCUCGAGUCCAAAGGACAUAGCAUUCAUCCUAUCACGCUUCCGGCCACCAAACAAGCUUUAUCUGCAUACUAUGUCUUGGCCCCAGCGGAGGCCUCGUCGAACCUAGCAAAGUACGACGGUGUUCGUUACGGCACCAGGGACAUUGAAUCUGCGGACAAUGCAGGGGACUAUCUUUACUCAAACACGCGUGGACAAGGGUUCGGAGCUGAAGUCCGGCGACGGAUACUGCUGGGAACGUUCUCUCUCAGCGCAGAUAAAAUUGACAAUUACUUCAUUCAAGCGCAGAAGAUCCGGAGAUUGGUUCAGGCCGACUUUAACUCCGUAUUUCGACUUCCGCACCCGCUUCUACACGUAGCAUCAACGACCCCGGGAUCACGAGACCUUGCCGAUAACGAGGACGCUGGGGGAAAUGCAAAGAUUGAUGUGAUCAUCUGCCCUACAGCCCCUUCAACUGCACCCGCUAUAAAAGCAUUGAAAAAAUCCUCACCUAUUGAUGCGUACACAAACGAUGUUUUCACAGUACCAUGCAGCCUUGCAGGCCUUCCUGCAUUGAGUGUUCCGAUACUCUUCGAUGGAGAAGAAUCUAAGAGUCAAAGUGUUCCACGCCAUGCAGGGGUACAAGUCAUUGGCCAGUUUGGAGACGAUAGUAUGGUCCUAGAGGUGGGGAAGAUGCUGGAAGAGAUAGGCAAGACGUGA
Molecule: messenger RNA, 1521 nt
Organism: Trichophyton rubrum CBS 118892
Lineage: Eukaryota; Fungi; Ascomycota; Eurotiomycetes; Onygenales; Arthrodermataceae
Product: aspartyl/glutamyl-tRNA(Asn/Gln) amidotransferase, A subunit
Exons: 5
Coding region: 1-1521 (506 amino acids)
Biological process (GO): mitochondrial translation; glutaminyl-tRNAGln biosynthesis via transamidation
Cellular component (GO): mitochondrion; glutamyl-tRNA(Gln) amidotransferase complex
Molecular function (GO): glutaminyl-tRNA synthase (glutamine-hydrolyzing) activity
Source: RefSeq, a predicted model, not a curated record